AUGAAGGCAGUCGUGAGCUCUGCGGCGAACAUCAGCGACAGUACCGCGGAGGCGCAGUUUGUUACUAACGUGGUUGCCGUUCAUCACGACCACUUCUUCAACUUCCGCCUCGACAUGGACAUGGACGGCCAGAACAACUCGUACGUCAUCAAGCAGCUGCAGCGCGCGUAUAACACCAACGGCACGAAGCCGCGCCAAAGCUACUGGACGGUCACCAAGUACAACAGCAGCGAGAAGUUUGCCUCGGGGGUGUUCACCAACCAGGCCACGGGAGACCAGACGCUGCUCAACUGGUGA
Molecule: messenger RNA, 297 nt
Organism: Klebsormidium nitens
Lineage: Eukaryota; Viridiplantae; Streptophyta; Klebsormidiophyceae; Klebsormidiales; Klebsormidiaceae
Source: the annotation of a GenBank genome assembly